This is a messenger RNA of Plasmodium reichenowi, 763 nucleotides long. Its product is annotated as putative membrane protein. The annotation marks the transcript as partial. The transcript is spliced from 3 exons. The record is from RefSeq and is a predicted model, not a curated record. Gene Ontology annotation, cellular component: nuclear inner membrane. Lineage: Eukaryota; Apicomplexa; Aconoidasida; Haemosporida; Plasmodiidae. Gene Ontology annotation, biological process: nuclear membrane organization.
AAAACCUCCUUUUACCGUUGAUCAUUUAAAUACAAAUGUUUUCAAUGAUUAUUUGUAUACAGGAGAUCCAUUAAAUCCCCAGGUAGGGGACAUAAGAGUGUCUUUUUAUGGAAAUGCCUCUACGCAUGCCACUGUUAUAGGGGUUCAAACAUCUAGACUACUGAAUAGUAUUUUUGAAAUUGAAGGCGUGAAUUUAUUGAAACGAAAUAUAGUUUUAGUAUCAGAAGAAAACAGAAUGAUGAUUAAUAAGACCAAACAUUUUAUAAAUAAAAAUUAUGGAAAUAUAACUUCUUUGUGGUUUUUUAGAAUAAUUACAUAUUUGAUUCUCUGUACAGAAAUUUAUUAUAUAUUGAUAGGAACAUCAAACAACCUUAUGUGGAGAAUUGCUGUGAGUUGUUCAACUUCUUCCAUAAUAUUAACAAUUUUCCCAUGUGUGUUUUGGAUAUUUUGUGAUACUGCCAUUUUUUUAUUUUUAUUAAUUUUUCUUUUUAUCAUGUCAUUAUUUCUAUUAUAUAUUUAUAAUACUGAAAUAGAAAAGGAUUAUAAGGAACUCAAAAAUUAUAUGAAGAAACCUGUUAGGGAUACUACAAAUUAUACAUUUUUAAAUGUGACAGAUACUUGUACUGGGGCAUAUGAAGAAUUUAAUUAUGGAAAAAAUAAAAUUAAUAAUAAUAACCUGGAAUCAAAUAGUGACGUUUCCUAUACCCUUUCACUUAGCAAACACCCAGGAGGGAAGUUUGAAUCAUCCCCUGCAUAUAUAUGA